Molecule: messenger RNA, 1812 nt
Organism: Grus americana (Whooping crane)
Lineage: Eukaryota; Metazoa; Chordata; Aves; Gruiformes; Gruidae
Product: natural killer cell receptor 2B4-like
Exons: 6
Coding region: 283-1545 (420 amino acids)
Biological process (GO): natural killer cell activation involved in immune response
Cellular component (GO): external side of plasma membrane
Molecular function (GO): MHC class I protein binding
Source: RefSeq, a predicted model, not a curated record
UCGCUUUGGAAGGAGAAGCUGCACUGGGCACUGCGCAGCAGCAGUUUGUAAUGUGCCAACCACAGACCAGGGACGGUCCCGAGCAGCAGGAUUCGACCCUUCGCGGAGCAGUGCCCAGCCCAAAGACACCGUGCCUUGGGGUCAGGGAGCUGGGGAGCGAUGCAGCCCGGCCGGGGGGUUCCCAGGAGAUGCAGGGGACAGCGGAUGCAGAGCCAGGUCUGAUCGUCCCUCCACGCCUGCCCUGAUCUCCCACCGCAAUUCCCACCCUUUCCUGGGACAGCCAUGGAGCGUGGAACCUUUCUCCUCCUCGUCUCCACGUGCUUCCUCUGCCGAGCCCAAGGACCCUCGGAGUGCCAGGAACGACCUGUGUCUGUGGGUGGAACGCUGCAGCUGCAGCCGGAGAAACCCCCGGAGCGGUGGAUAAAGCUCACAUGGAGAGUGAGAUCGGAUGGAGGAGACCAGCACUGGAUCCUGAGGGCUGAGAAGAAUAAAUCUGUCCAAUACUCCAGGGUUCCUGUUUCUGGGAGAGCUGGUUUCCAGGAGGAGACCGUCUCCCUGUGCAUCAGCCUGGUUCGCCCGGCAGACAGUGGGGUCUAUUGGGCAGAAUUUGAGGACACAUCAGGUUCUGUUACUCAUCAAUGCUUCUGGGUGUCGGUGUGGGAUCCCGUCGGCCAGCCGCGCCUGGAGGCACACAUCCUGCACCAGGAGCAGAGCUGGUGCAACCUCUCACUGCACUGCACCAUGCCCAACACCGGCAACGUCUCCUACAAUUGGUCCUGCACCGGGGAUCCCCCGGCAGCCCUGGGGCACCAGCCCCGGCUGCAGCUGCAGGUCCGUGGGGACACUGACCCCACCGUCUGCUGCUGCAACGUGAGCAACCUGGUGAGCUGGAGCAUGGCCAGCACCGAUGUCGUGGCCGCCUGCCACUCUGCAGCCUCAGGUCUGAGUCUCUGCUGCGGCACCAAGCUGCUGAAGGGGCUGGUGGGACAGUCCCUGUCCUUCCCGGCCCUGCACCUCAUGUCUGCGGACGUCGCGCGGGUCACCUGGAGAUCCCGGGGGACCCACAUCGCCGAGGCGAAGCCCAGGGAGAAGAUAUUCACCGUCGACUACCUGCCGGACUUCCGUGGCCGGCUGCUCAUCCACCCCACCAACCUCUCGCUGGAGAUCAGACGGCUGAACCUGGCAGACAGCGGGAGGUACAAGGUGGUCGUGGACACCUUGUCUGACCCCACCAACCCAAAGACCUUUCACUAUUUUUUGCUGGUUCACGAUGGCUCUUCUGAGAUGGCAACCGGGACCGAUGAUGCGGGAGGACGCAGCGGGAGCACCGCGGGACCCUGGGGAGUGACCGAGUCCCGUGCUGGGGACGCCGCGACGCCGGGCGCAGGACGGAGUCAGAGGGGUUCCCCCAAAUCUGUGAGCGCUCCCCCCCAGCACCCCGGACACCCCAAGCAUCUCGGCAGCAGCCCUGAGCUCGUUACCUGUGCUUUAUUGCCUGCAGGCUACGGCACGCUGCGCCGGCCAUAUGUUUUAUUGCCAUUAUAAUCAUCGCCCAGCGAGCGCGUGUCUCCGUCUCCCCCACCAAGCCUAAAUCCUCCCCGCCAGCAGCCCGGGGUCGCUCUCGAUGUCUCAAACACGCCGAGAACCGUAUUUCUACCAGGUCCUGGGUGUAAUUAAAGCAUCGCCCAAGGAGGGUUACGGCCGCGACCCCAACACAGAGUCAAAGCACGAAGUCACGAGCCCCGGGAGGGGACUUCUCCGGCUGUGCCAUCCCUCUCCCCGCCACCGGCACGCGGGAAUUGCAGCCGCUUU